AUGGAGCAGCAAUUCAUACUAAGGCUGCAUGAAUCCAUCAGGCAUGUGGUCGACUUGAAAGAGUCGCUAAUAGACAUCCAGAGCAACGGAAAGGCCGUCUUGACGCACAAACUCAAGAAGUACCCGUGCAUUGUUGUAAGGCUGCCGUGCAUUGUUGAGUCACAGAAGAGCAUGGACAACAGGCAGUACUAUAAGGUGGCAGACAUCUCGGCGUUGGUGGUUGUGUAUCCGCAUGACGGAUUUGAUUUUGACAGAGAGCGCGAGAUACACGAGAUGUGUGGGCUGAGUCCUCCAUUGAAAUAUGCAAAGGCAAGGCGAUUCAGAAAGCGAAGCAGUAAGAUUGAGCAUGUUGAGGAGAUUGAGAGGAGGGUGAAUGAACUUCUGGAGAAGGACAUCCGAGCCAAGAGCGUUGAGAUCGUGUCGAAGGAUGACAAGGAGGUUUCUGACGAUCUGGACACACUUGCAGCAGAAAUUGAAAACAAAUUUGUUGACAGGAUUGAAGUGUUGGAGAAGGAUGUGCAUGAUGAAACGGAUGUGUAUGUAGAGUUUAAGGAGGCGGAGGAGAAGUUGAAACAGCCACGAAGCAAGGAGCUAGAACUUCUUGAAGGGAGCGUAGAGGAGAAGAGGAAGCAGGUUGAGAAUGCACUGAAUCCCAUUCUCAAGAAGAGAUUUGAGUCCCAGCUCUUCACACUUUUAGGCGAGUUGGAAGAUCUUAAGAAGCGGCUAGGCAUUGAAUGA
Ordospora pajunii is the source of this 738-nucleotide messenger RNA. Its product is annotated as transcription initiation factor TFIID. The transcript has a single exon. Gene Ontology annotation, cellular component: transcription factor TFIID complex. The coding region runs from base 1 to 738 and encodes 245 amino acids. The record is from RefSeq and is a predicted model, not a curated record. Gene Ontology annotation, molecular function: RNA polymerase II general transcription initiation factor activity. NCBI's taxonomy places the organism in Eukaryota, Fungi, Microsporidia, Ordosporidae. Gene Ontology annotation, biological process: transcription initiation at RNA polymerase II promoter; RNA polymerase II preinitiation complex assembly.